UUCAAACUUUAAUUAUAUUUAUAAUUUAAUAAAUAAAUCUUGAAAAUUUUUAUAUAUCAACUUUUCUGCUUAUUUUGAUUUCUAGAAUUCGAUUCUUCGAUUCUUCAUGGAAACUCUCGUAUCCAUGUAGUAUAUGUAAUCUUCACAAAAAUAUCGAGAUAAUAAUAUCUUUUUAUUCUAAAAACAAGACAUAAUUUGGAGAUUCAUUGCAAACAUUAUAAAAGCUUAUUUUAUUUAUUUAAUUCUUCUUAAAAACUAACUUUCUUAAAAACAAGCAAAUGCAUACAUUAGCAGAACCCAGAGAUAACAAAGAGAUAUUUCCACCAAAAGGAAAUCUUCAUUUAUCAUCGUAUAAAAGAUUGGGUCCAGGAACUAUUUGUACGGGAAUUUCAGAAACGCAAGCCAUGUUAUCACAAAUAGAAUUAAAAGAUCAAUAUGAACCAAUUAUUCCGCAUCGUGCUUUACAUAAAAUGAAGAAACUUAUAGAAGAGGUGCCCGAAGAAGAAGAACCUACAUUAACAGAUAUAUUGUACGAUGCCGAAGAAGCUCGUAGGAUGGAUUAUCGGACGACAUCAGGAAGUCAUUACAGAUUACCUUAUCCCAUGAAACCUAGAGCAUUACCAUUGCCGCCAAAACCGGAACCAUGGUUGUUGCAUCGACGAACUAUUGGGUACAGUCUGGAAGAAUUGGAAAGGCGAAAGGGGAUAAAUGUGUUUCUGGAUGAUAACAUGGAACUCCAUCGAGAAGUCGCAGAUAUAAAAUUAAAAAAACAUAAAUUGCAUUCAUUUCGAGAUUAUAGUUUUCCAGAAUAUAAUUAUAUCGAUAAAAAAGAAUGCACUCAAUUAAUUACCGAUAAGAUUAAAAAAGAAGUUACUGAUCAGAUCGAAAAGAUUAAUGAUCAGAUUGAUUUUUCUGAUGUAAAAGAAUGUCAACGAAUUACUAGUCAGAUUCAGCAAGUUAUUGAUUCCCCCAGUAUAAAAGAAUUAAAAAUUACUAGUCAAAUUCAAGAAGCUACUGAUUCUUCUAAAGCAAAAGAAUGCAAUCUAGAAAUUAUUGGUCAAGUUCACGAAACUAAUGAUUUUUCUAAUAUAAAAGAGUGCAAUGCGCAAUUUACUGAAGAGACUCAAGAAGCUAUUGAUUCUUCUAAUGUAGAACAAAGCAAUCCACAAAUUAUCGAUCAGACUCAAGAAACUACUAAUUCUUUUAAUGUAGAACAAAUCAAUCCACAAAUUACUGAUCAGAUUCAAGAAGCUAUUGAUUCUUCUAAUGUAGAACAAAGCAAUCUAUAUAUUAUUGAUCAGACUCAAAAAGCUAACGAUUAUAUUGUAAAAGGAUGCAAAAUGGAUGAAAUGUAGAAAUUUAAUAGAAUAUUUUAAAAAUAUAUUUUGUCAUUGAAUUUAAAAUAAAUAAUAUAUUAUUAUAACAAAAUAUGCUAGUAUUAUAUUUUAUUAUUAUUUAUAUAUUAAUAUAUUAUAUAAAUAAUAAAAGCUGUAAAAUUAGUGCAUAUAUAUAAAAUAUAAUAUUUCUGAAACCUAUUUAUUUAUACAUAGUUUUUCAUAUAAUUUUCAUACAAUUCUCAAAUAUUUUCCAAAAAUUAAAUUUUAUUUUUAAUUAAAUUCAAUUUUACAAAAUUAUCAUUAUCUACUGAUAUUUCAUCAAAAUAUUUUAUCAAACAAUUGUUAAGAAAUUUAAGAAGAUAAAAUUCAGUUAAUUUAAAAAGAGAGAUGUAAUCUACAAUGGGAAACAAAGAUAUCUGUAUAGAAAUUAAAUAACUAUAAAAAUUGUAAUAAAACUAAAAUGGCAAGAAAUUGUACAAAAUAAAAAAAUUAAUUUC
Apis cerana (Asiatic honeybee) is the source of this 1834-nucleotide messenger RNA. RefSeq lists its product as uncharacterized. The record is from RefSeq and is a predicted model, not a curated record. Lineage: Eukaryota; Metazoa; Arthropoda; Insecta; Hymenoptera; Apidae.